Messenger RNA from Prunus armeniaca (apricot), 381 nucleotides. NCBI's taxonomy places the organism in Eukaryota, Viridiplantae, Streptophyta, Magnoliopsida, Rosales, Rosaceae. The record is from the annotation of a GenBank genome assembly.
AUGGAGCAAAAAUUUCAGCAAACUUCCUUGGUUGAUUACAGCUUAAAAGAGGGGGAGACUCUUGUACUACAAUUAAAGAACAAAAGCGCUGAAAUUGUCAAGUCCAAGGUUUCUGAGAACAACUCACCAGACAAAAAGGCCAACCAAAAAGAGCCCUUGAUUUGUAUCAAACCACCACCACCUCCCCCCGGACCACUUUCACCGUCUACUGGUCAGAAGUCUCCUACAAACUGCCCCCCAAAUCUCAAUCUUCUGGGGGAUUCUAACCACAAAGCCUCAGAAUCAACAGAAGAUGAUUCAAAAGAAUCAAUUUCUUCUGGAAAUGAAAUCACUCAAGAUAUACCAGAUGAUGACUUUGGGGAUUUUCAGACAGCUAGUUAA